Molecule: messenger RNA, 1208 nt
Organism: Trifolium pratense (red clover)
Lineage: Eukaryota; Viridiplantae; Streptophyta; Magnoliopsida; Fabales; Fabaceae
Product: ribosomal RNA-processing protein 7 homolog A-like
Exons: 6
Coding region: 167-985 (272 amino acids)
Biological process (GO): ribosomal small subunit assembly; rRNA processing
Cellular component (GO): UTP-C complex; CURI complex
Source: RefSeq, a predicted model, not a curated record
CCCUUUGACAAAAAAAUCCUAAAACCCUAUAAAACAACAAAACUCAAUCGAAUCGAACACCAUCACUUUGUAUUGUUCCAGAAAAACCAAAAUCUCACUGGAAAACGCAAAAGGAAUUGGUGGAUUCUCGCAAUUAAAACGUUAAUUCACGGUUGAAUUGUUGUGUAUGAAAGUAAAUAAGGGAAAAAAAGACAUACGAAGUUUGGAAAAAAAGAUGAAAAAAAGAAACAUGGAACCAAAUACCGAUGUUGAGACAUUGAAUCUAGUUACUACUGUCGGCCGAAAAAGGAAGAACAAGGACAAAAAUUUAGUUGAAAGACAAAAAUCAGAAGAUGAAGAACAAGUUGAUUUGCAAGAUCAAAGUGAUGGAUUAGUGGAACAUUGUGAUUCUAAAGCAGAGGAGGUCAAAGACUCUAAGGAGAAUAAAGAUUCUAAUAUUGGAGCAGCUAUCAAACCUUGUAGGUCAAAAGAUGAUAAGAAGAAUAGAAGAAAGGAGGUUCCAAAAUCACACGAAAAGAGAGAACAGGAUCAUCAGAACGAGUGUCAUAUUAUUUCCUCAGGAAAUUAUGACUGCUCAAAUGGAAUUAAAAAGUGGAUUAUGGAAUGCCGACAAAGUAGACCAGGAUUGGAGGUAUUGCAGCAUCACAUUGACGAUUUUAUAACUGCUUACGAGGAAAAAUUGGAAAAGGAAAGAAAAGUAAAAGAAGCCCUUGCUGCAGAAGGGGGGUGGACGGUGGUUGAACACCACAAGGGUAGGAAGAAAACAACUGACUCUGAAAGUGGGAUUGCUGUGGGCUCAGUUGCUCAAGCUGCUGUAGAGAAUAAAUUGGCCAGAAAGAAACCUAAAGAAGUUGGUCUAGAUUUCUACUGCUUUCAAAAAAGGGAAGCUCAGAGAAAUGAGAUUAUGGAAUUGCAGAGCAAAUUUGAGGAGGAUAAAAAACGUCUGCAACAGCUGAGAGCUGCUAGGAAAUUUAGACCAUAUUAAAUUGAUAGCAGCCAAGGUUGAAUGUUCUUUUCUUUGGGGGAGGGGAUUAUAUUUAUGAUGAAGUCCUGAAAUAGUGAAAUUGGAAUUAUCCUAUAGUCUUGAAAAACUUGGCUCAUUUAUCAUUCCAAUUUUAUGGAGAAUAUUUGUAAAUGUAAAUUUAAUUUGAAAAUAUUUGAAAAACUCGGAGGAAGCAGUUAUUCUAAUUUGAGUUUAUGCUAUGAUU